AUGACGAGCCAAGAAGGAGGUUCUUCGUCUGCUUCAAUGAAUCCGGAACAAAAGUAUUGUAUGUGUGGUAAGAGGGCAAGGAUGAACACUUCUUGGACUUACAAUAAUCCAGGAAGGAGGUUCUUCACUUGUGCUAGGCCCAAGGAGGCCACUGGUUGUCAUUUCUUUGAAUGGGUUGAUGAUGAUUUUUCUGGAAGAGCAAUGGCUGUUAUCACUCACUUGAAUCAUCGACGCCUUUAUUUGGAGGAAAAAUUGAAGUUGGUUGAAGAGAAUCUGUCUGAAAAUGAUGAAAAGAGAAAGAUCCUGCAAUGUCAAGUGGAGGAGUUAACUGAGGGUAGAAUUGUGAUGCAAGCUGAGAACCAAAUGUUGAAAAAACAGAUGUAUUUCUGUGUGUGUGUUGUUGUUGCAAUGGUUGCACUUGUGUUAAUGUUGAAGUAA
Molecule: messenger RNA, 438 nt
Organism: Daucus carota subsp. sativus
Lineage: Eukaryota; Viridiplantae; Streptophyta; Magnoliopsida; Apiales; Apiaceae
Exons: 2
Coding region: 1-438 (145 amino acids)
Molecular function (GO): zinc ion binding
Source: RefSeq, a predicted model, not a curated record